AUGCAAAACGCAACAAAUUCGGUUGUUUUAAGAGGAUCGCAACAAGCCAAGCCUAAAUUUAGUAUCCAACAACGAUUAGACCCGGCAGUGAUCGAGACGACCCGAGCACGCAGCAGCGACUCUCACACCACAACGCCGCCAGAGAUUAGAUAUGUCGGACCAAAGGGAUGCCCUCUCACGGCACCCGCCGGACGCCGGAGAAGACCUCGAGUCGAAGAGAUUGCGACUGUGCCAGAGGAUUUUUGUGAAGAAUUCACACAGCUUUCGCGAACUCUACCAGCUCCGUUUACUGUUUAUGGUGGCGAUGGAAGCGAUGAGAACCACCAUCGACAUUGCGCUUCGCCGGAGAUGACCAUCGGAGUCCCUUUCCACGGCAAAUUAAAGGCAAUGUGCUCUAACCCGUAA
This is a messenger RNA of Microthlaspi erraticum, 405 nucleotides long. The record is from the annotation of a GenBank genome assembly. NCBI's taxonomy places the organism in Eukaryota, Viridiplantae, Streptophyta, Magnoliopsida, Brassicales, Brassicaceae.